Molecule: messenger RNA, 372 nt
Organism: Funneliformis caledonium
Lineage: Eukaryota; Fungi; Glomeromycota; Glomeromycetes; Glomerales; Glomeraceae
Source: the annotation of a GenBank genome assembly
AUGGCAACCACUACACGAAGUAAAUAUAAACAAAUGCUUAAAGAAGCAAAGAAAUUGGAAGAGAGAAACUUAGCACAAGAAAUAACAGAAGAAAUAAUUCAAGAAAGUGAAAGUGAUUCCGACUAUGAAGAUGAAACAGAUAUUCAAUCUGAAAAUAGUUGUGCUAACAGUACAAAUAAUACUAAAACUAUUUGUCAAAUUGAAGGUUAUGAGAAAAUACUUACAUGGUGUGAUUCUUCAAGUUCAAUGAAAAUACAUUUGUUAGAUUCUCAUAAUAUUACUAAAGCUAUUGCAAUAAAAUAUAAUAAAAAAGAAUUAACAUGCAAUUCUCAACAAUCUGAUGAAAUUAAACCAUAUCAUCCUUCUAAACAA